CACCACCCUCCCUCAGCCUCUAAAAGGGGAUUACCUUGUGUAAUUUGCUAAAUUAGGUUCGUUCUAUAGCACUUAAACAUUUAACAUUCCAUCUUUUGAAUGAAGAAGGGGCAAACCUGAAGCGCCCACAUCUGCAUGGUAGUAUGCUUUCCAGCAUUUCAAACUUAUUUAUUCUAGAAAGAGCUAUUGAGCUAAAAUUGAAUGAUAAAACGGAGUCGAUAUUUAAGGCAGAAACUGUUGAAAAGCUGUAUGGCAUCUUGACUUCUGAUGCUGUUGACCUAGUUUUACGGAAGUCUGCAGCUGAGCAGCUAACUAUCAUUUUAGAAGAUACCAAAAUGCAUGGCAUUGUGAAAAACUUGGGCAUGGUAGAAAAGAUUUUGUCUUACCUUAAUGAGUGCAUACAUGUGGAUGGCAAGCUUAUGGAAUCCAUAGUGUUACCAUGUCUAACACUCUUACGCAAACUUGUGUAUGCUGAUCCAGUAGUUCGUCUGUCCCUAGCACAGCAAUCAUCUUUACUGCUUUUGCUAUUUAGAGUUUCCCUGAUAUUCCAAAAUGAUCGUGCUGUUUUAACUGAAACUACAAUAUUGCUUUGUCUUCUGUUAUUUGAUGAAGUAGCAAGAACAGAAACGUGGGCUGAUGACAUAACCAGUAAUGAUACUGGCCUAUCUACCUUCAGUUUACCUGUUGCUGUUGUUAGAAGGUAUCAUCUCCCAGUCAGGAUUAGUGCUCAUCAUGUAGUUAGUCCUAAUACUGUUGUUGUACCUUUCUCUUCUGAGUGCUUGGCUAUGAAACCUGUGUCAGAUAUGCUUAAGAUGGCUUGGAAUCUGUCGUGGUACCAUGGGAUUGAAAACCUACUGCAACUGAUAAAUUAUGAGAAGGAAGCAGAAAUAUUUUUAGACUCUCUAAAACUAUCCUCAGAAGACAUUCUUGUACUCAAAAUAACUCACACAAACUAUGGACUGCAGUAUUGUCUUAAUUCAGUCAUUCAGGCAGGAUCCCACAGGGAUGUUAGGGCUGCCCUCACUAGGCUUAGUUUUUAUAUUCUGAAUGACAGACUUGCAUUAAAAUCCAGUUCUGGCUCUUGUAGAAUGACUUUGAAGAAUUUUGUUUGGCAAAAAGCAAUAAACAGGUUUCUGCAAGUGCUUCCAGCUUCUGUGGAGGAUGAGAAGCUUUUAGUGGAUGUCUUAAGACUUUUAAACAAAUUGCUUAAAGAGCAGAGAUCAAGUUUGGACUCAGACCAUCUAAAGUGGAUCUUGAAAUCAUUGCUUAAAAGUAAACCUAAAUCCCUUUUGGGCCUCCUGGUGCGACCAGAAUCCCAAGUGCGGGAUGAAAUAGAUGAAAUACAGACUGCUGUCAGGCAGCAACUGGAUAAGGAACUCAUUCGUCUUUUUAACACAUUAUUAUUUUGUUCCAUGUCAGUGACUGACAGAGAGGGCUUGGAACUUGCUGGCUCUUUCAGAACUGAGCUGGCUCUGAAGCUGCUGCAAUGCUUAAGGCUAACAGAUGCACCACAUUUUUAUGGACUUCCUUCACUGGAGAGAACAUUACGAGGAAUGGUUCAUGUUACUGCACUUCCAGACUGGAGUACCUAUUCUGCUGCAGUUGAACCUGUCACAAUUUGUAAGAAAUACUUAACAGGUCUUCUUGAGGUCAUCUCAUCAUUUUAUGUUGAAUGGGGAGGAAAUGCAAUGUCCUUCAUGGGAAAAGGUGUUACGAAAAGCACAGUUCUUUGCUUGCUUCACUUAUCUCAUGAAAUGAUGGCUCAAGCCAAGGAUACAGACUGGAUAUCUCUUUGGUCUUUGCCUUAUGAUAACAGUGAAGAACAAGUUCUUUCUCAGCUAGGUUUGGCAUGGUUGGUUCCUUUAUGGGUAGAUAGAGACCCUGAGGUCAGAUUUACAGCACUUGGAAUAGGAUCAGCUCUUACAUCCCUUGAAAUAGGAUGUAUUGCUUUAGCAGAAAGUUGCCAGAACAUUUCAGGAGGGCUGUGGGGAACGGUAAUAAACAUCCUUCUGGACCAAUCUGAAUGUAGCAUGGUACGCAGAGAGGCUGCUUUUAUUCUACAAAAUCUCCUUGUGAUUCCAAUUCCUACAGAAGAUGUGAAAGAUUGUGUUUGGCAAGGUCCCUGUGUACAUGAUGAAGAAUCUGGCCUCUCUCAAACAGGAAAACCUGCACUUAAGGCCCUUUUAUAUCACUGCCAAUUCUAUGAACAUGUGAAUCAGAUGGUGAAACACUGUUACUUAGGAUGUUACAUGUUUGAUUUGAAUUCUUCCAAAGACAACCUCAUCAUAGAAAAAGGUGGUAUAACUGAUUUUGAUGAUUCUCUUAAUUUUUGGAAUGCUCCAUCCAGUCAAAGCCAAUCUUCACAUUCUCAGUCAACAUCUGAAACUAUGGUUCUGUCUGCAUCGCCAUCACUGGGGAGUGUUACCGAGCUUCGGGCAACAGUCCCAACAAAUUCAACCAGUUUUAUUCCUGAAACUGUAGUUGAUCGGCUUACAGCACAAGGUCAAAGUGAUACAACCACAACAGAAUCUCCAAGUCAGCAUGAUUCUCCCAUGUCUGCUGCACUGUCUAAACAGCGUGCAGUAGUCACACCUGCCCUUUUGUCAGCUGUUUGCAGCCUUCUGCACAACCUGCUGGUUGUCAUACCAAAAGAUACUGGAAUUGCUCUUCAACAAGCACAUUUGCUAACAGCUCUCAGCAGUCUUGUAAGUGCUGAUCUGCUUGAGAGAUGUAUCUUGGAACUGAAAGCUCCAUUUGGUCAUCCAUGUCAUAUAGAACACGUAAAAGCUCAGGUGUUAUUACUACUUCAAUACCUGUCAUCUAUGUCCCAGCUUCUGAAAACAUGUUUAUUGGUGGACUCUCAGCUUGUAAUCCAGGAUGAUCUGUUGAAACCUCUCUUGGGAAAUAGCUUCACGAUUCUCGCCAUUCGUUCCAAAGAUGGGUUAGAUACUGAGAUAACAUCUGUACUUCAUGAAACCUGGGUAGACUUUUUCAACCUUCUAGCUACAUUAUUGUGGAAGAGUGGCCAAAUAUCUUUUCCAUCUGUGACAGAAGCCCUUGCAAAUCAUUGUACAGCAAUAAUUGAUAACAUUUGUGACUGUAUUCACCUCUCAACCAAAUUUCCUGCUUUAUAUAUGGCUAGUUUACAGUUCCUCUCUGUCCUUUUGAAUGAGGAAGGAAGAAGACAGCUCCAAGACAAACAGAAUAUAUGUCAGAAUCCAACUAUUAGCUUUCUUCUGGAUCAUGUUGAAGGAUGCCAGGCAUCAGUAACUCAACUUACUGCAUCAAUUAUUCAGGUCUGUGAGAGAAAAUCUUCAAAGGAUGUCCUGAAAGAAGUUGCUACAAAUGCACUGCUGUCUCUGUUAGCUGUCAGUAAAAAUGCCCAGAAAUGUGCAUUGGAAGUUGACCUGAUAGACAGCCAUAUAGAAAACAUGAAACAUAUUCAUGCACAGCUGAAUUUGGAUUCCCUAAAGCCUGCGAAAGCACAAAAAAAAAAGGAGGAUAACCAUAUCAAGCAGUUAAGGUGUUCUAUGCAGCUCCUCAGAAACUGCCUCUUUCAAAAUGAAGAGUGCAAAAUGGCAGCUCUCAAAGCUCAUCUUGUUCCUGUUCUGCAUUCACUGUGGCCAUGGUUGUUAAUAGAUGACUCCUCAAUGCAAAUAGCUCUGCAUUUGCUUUGUGUCUACACUGCAAAUUAUCCUGCAGGUUGUGCUUCACUCUGUUGGACCAGUGGACAACCAUCACUUCCAACUGCACGAAGUGCAGCUGGCAGUUCAUUAAUGCAUAACAUAUUGAAAUUGGCUUCCCAAGUGUCAAACGAUAACAGCCCAGUUCAGCAGGUGGUCUUUUGUCUUCUUUCAAACCUUGCUCUGUCUCAUGACUGUAAAGGCAUUAUUCAGAAGAGUAACUUCCUGCAGAACUUUUUGUGUCUUUCAUUACCAAAAGGAAGUCAUAAAAAUCCUGGUAAUGUGUCCACUCUUUGGCUAAAGCUGCUACUGAACAUAUCUUUUGGAGAAGAUGGACAGCAGAUGAUCAUGAAGAUAAAUGGGUUUUUAGACCAGAUUGUGGAAAUGUGUAAAUACAAACACAAGAGCAGCCAACAUCUAGCACUUCUUAUUCUACAUAACAUAUGUUUUAGUACAACUAAUAAACCAAAGAUAUUAGCUAAUGAUAAAGCGAUUGCAGUACUGUCUGCCUGUUUGGAAAGUGACAGUCAUGCUGUUCAGAGAAUAGGAGCAGCUUCACUUUGGGCUUUGCUUCACAACUAUCAGAAGGCAAAAGUGACUUUGAAGAAUCCAUCAAUUAGAAGAAGAAUAGAUGAGGCUUAUUCUUUAGUGAAGAAAACUGCUCCACAGCCAGAAGAAAAUGAACUGCAUGCCUACUAUUUAAAAUGCUUAGAGAACAUAGUGCAGCUUCUUGAUUGUUAAUGUUGAAAUUGUUUAUUCUUGAUUGUUGCCUUGUUGAAAUUGAACAGCUUAUUCAAGGGGAGCCUGAAAUUUAAAGAAAACUUCUCUAAUUUACAUAUCUCUGGCUGCAGCAUAUAUACUAUGGAGAAAAUUUAUGAAGCCUCUGAGGAAGGAGUUCAUCAUUUUGAACCAAAAAAAUUGCACUAAAUGUGGUUCAAACUAUUUGUACUGUAAUCCCAAUGGGAAAUUAUGAUACUGCUAUGUAAGUAUGUACACAGAAGAAGGAAUGUACAGAGGAAAAGGAUGUGAAAAAUCAGUAAUUUUCUUAAAUUAUGCAUUGAAAUUGUUACUGUAAAGUAUUAGAAUUACUGUUUUGGAUUGGUCUUAAUAAAGUUUUUUUAAUUGAGAUCAUCAUUUGUUGGUGGUGGAUUGUAAUUUAUGAUGUUA
This is a messenger RNA of Athene cunicularia (burrowing owl), 4850 nucleotides long. RefSeq names its product rotatin (gene RTTN). Gene Ontology annotation, cellular component: centrosome; centriole; ciliary basal body. The transcript is spliced from 33 exons. The coding region runs from base 144 to 4424 and encodes 1426 amino acids. Lineage: Eukaryota; Metazoa; Chordata; Aves; Strigiformes; Strigidae. The record is from RefSeq and is a predicted model, not a curated record. Gene Ontology annotation, biological process: centriole replication; ciliary basal body organization; centriole-centriole cohesion.